Molecule: messenger RNA, 795 nt
Organism: Naumovozyma dairenensis CBS 421
Lineage: Eukaryota; Fungi; Ascomycota; Saccharomycetes; Saccharomycetales; Saccharomycetaceae
Gene: HMO1
Product: Hmo1p
Exons: 1
Coding region: 1-795 (264 amino acids)
Biological process (GO): regulation of gene expression
Cellular component (GO): nucleus
Source: RefSeq, a predicted model, not a curated record
AUGAGUAACGAUCCUUCAGUUAAAUUAAAGUCAGCUAAGGAUUCCCUAGUGGCUUCGCUAUUUGAAUUAUCCAAAUCAGCUAAUCAAACUGCUUCAUCCAUCGUUGACUUCUACAAUGCUAUCGGUGAUGAUGAAGAGGAAAAGAUAGAUGCCUUCACAACGUUGACUGAAUCUUUACAAACUUUGACCUCUGCUGCUAAUCAACUACAUGGUAUAAGUUCUGAAUUAGUCAAUCCAAUGGAUGACGAUAAAGACGUCGAAGGAACAACUAACGGUACUGGUGGUGAUUCCUCUGGUGUGUUAGUGAAAACUGCUGCUAAGAAGAAAGUGGAACGUGAUCCAAAUGCUCCAAAAAAGCCUUUAACUGUGUUCUUUGCUUAUUCUGCAUAUGUUCGUCAAGAAUUACGUGAUGAAAGACAAAGAAAUGGAUUGCCUCCAUUAUCUUCUACUGAAAUUACUCAAGAAAUUUCCAAAAAAUGGAAAGAAUUGAAUGAUACUGAAAAGGAAAAAUGGAAACAGGCUUAUACGGUUGAAUUGGAACAUUAUCAAAAGGAGAAACAAAAAUAUUUGGAAGCUAAGAAGAAUGGCACAUUUACAGUGUCUGAUGGUCCAAAUAAUGCUCCUGUUGCUAUUCCUGAUAAUUUACAAGAGGAUCAAUAUCCCGCUCAUCAUAAUUUGGAAAAUAAGAGGCAUCAUGAAGAAGAUGGUACCUCUACCAUUUCUGGCGAGAAGAAGAAAAAGAAGAAGAAGAAGGAUAAGAAGAAAGACAAAUCUAGUAACACUAGUAACUUAUAA